UUAUUAUAGUUGAAGAAGAAAUUGGUUAUCAUGAAAAUGGAAAAGUUAAAUUUGCUCCUGUAAUAAUUAUUUGGGAUCUUUUCUCUUAUAAAAGUAAUAUUCAUAAAAUAGAUAUUAAAAAAAUAUUUCCAAUGUUACAAGGAAGUGCGAAUUAUUCAAUUGCAAAUUCAAGUGGAACAAUUAUUUCUGUCACUGAUGAUGAAAAAAUUUUUUCUAUUCUUCAUAAUCCUAUUAUUGAAGCAUUAUUGAAUAGACAUUUGAGAGUUUCGGAAAAUCUCUUAAAACUCUCAUUUCAAAAUAUUUAUGACCAUUCUACGGAUAAAUUUAAAUAUUAUCAUAUAAUAUUUCAAUUAGAUGGAAAAUGGUUGGAUGCAAGAAAGGAAAAUAAUCGUUCUAUCGUUGUUAAUAACAAAGAACCAUGGGUACAUUAUAAACAAUAUAGACGAAUUUCAGCUUAUUUGGAUGAAAAGAAAUCAAUUCAAUUGAUUAUAGGUGAAUCAACUGUUCAAGUAUGGCGUAAAAAAGAUCGUAACGCAAAAUCUAAAAGAGUUUUAGAAUAUAUAUGGACAAAUCCAGGAAAUCAAAGAAUUCUCAUUGAUUCUCUUUCAAUUGGAAAACAUGAAUUUUCAUUAGAUUUAAAGAUCCCAUCUAAACAUAAUAGUAUGAGUUUUUUAGGAAUAAAUAUUCAUUGGCCACAAAAUACACAUACUUUGAAGGAAGCAUGUGAAGCUCUGGAAUUUCUAUAUAAUCGAAGGAAUGAACCAGUUGGUCCAAAAAAUCAAAAUAAAUUCGAAUCUUUGGUUCAUGAUACGGAAAAACUUGUUAUUCAUAUUAUUAAAAAAUAUCCGAAUGUUUGGAAAUUGUCGGAAAUUCGUUUUAAUCUGAUGGCUAACCUUAUUCGUGGACAUCGAAUUAAUUUAAUAAAACGUAUUCUUUUCGAGAACACAUCAUUAAGAAAUAAUGUAGAUUGUCCGAUUUACAUUUGUCGAAAUUUACAUGUUCCAAGGCUUCACGAUUUGAAAAGUUCAAUAAAGAAAAGUGAUUUGCAAAUUGCAAUUGAAAGUUCGGAAGGUGCGCAUCGUAAGAUAGUCGCGAUGUUACUUGAAUAUUAUUCAAAUAAUGCUAUGCAAAACACGGGUUGGAUGUUUACCGUUAGCAAAGUUAUUCCUUUGUUAAUGGAACGUAAUUUAGAUAUAUAUAUCAAAGAAAUGUUUUAUAAACCAUGUUUUGGCGCGAAAGAAGAAUAUUUGGAUCCUAUAUUUAUUAAUCAAAAGGAGUUGAAAAGGGGAUACAAUAGAUCAGUUUAUGCGUUAAAUGUUAAACCAGGUUUAAUACAGAAGCAAGAACAGAAAUCUUGGUGGAAAAAAGUAAAGAGCGUUCGUCCAAGUUUUAAAAGGAACAAGGAAGGAAAACCUGAAGAAUUGCCAGUAACAAAUUUACGUGUAGUCCCACUUCCAGAUUUCACAGUUUACCCUGAAGGUAUUGAUAAAAAAGCUCCUAAAUGGAAAAUUCCUUUUCUUCUCACAAAAAUAUUAUUAAAGCCGAGAGGCUAUACAUUACAAGAAGAUCAUCAGAGAAGUUCUUUUCUACGUUUCAUUAGACAAGAUGAGAACGAAGUAUUAUACGAUAAUCCAGCAAUGGAAGCUUGUAUAAAUUUUAAAUGGGAAUCAGCACGCAAUCACUUUAUACGACAUAUUAUAUUAUAUAUACUUUAUGCUGUUUUGUUUGGUAUCAUCACUGGAGUUAUUGAUUAUAAAGAAAAAAUUUCUUAUUUAUAUUAUUUUAUAUUUUAUUAUCUUGGAUAUUAC
This is a messenger RNA of Rhizophagus irregularis DAOM 181602=DAOM 197198, 1808 nucleotides long. RefSeq lists its product as uncharacterized. The record is from RefSeq and is a predicted model, not a curated record. NCBI's taxonomy places the organism in Eukaryota, Fungi, Glomeromycota, Glomeromycetes, Glomerales, Glomeraceae. Gene Ontology annotation, biological process: calcium ion import across plasma membrane. Gene Ontology annotation, molecular function: monoatomic ion channel activity. Gene Ontology annotation, cellular component: plasma membrane.